Molecule: messenger RNA, 3624 nt
Organism: Canariomyces notabilis
Lineage: Eukaryota; Fungi; Ascomycota; Sordariomycetes; Sordariales; Chaetomiaceae
Product: ras GEF
Exons: 2
Coding region: 1-3624 (1207 amino acids)
Biological process (GO): Ras protein signal transduction; positive regulation of GTPase activity
Cellular component (GO): plasma membrane
Molecular function (GO): guanyl-nucleotide exchange factor activity; protein binding
Source: RefSeq, a predicted model, not a curated record
AUGGCAACGCUGAGCGGCCGAGGCAUGAGGACGAGCUUGCAAGUGGCUCCGUUAACGAUACAGAAAUCAAGAGGGACAUCACGCAGCAGGGGCUCAGAUCAGGCCGACUCUUCUUCUAAUGGCUUUUCCGACACGCAAAUGACGCCGCCAGCCACACCCAAUGGCGCGCAAGAGGACCAUAAUGUUCACUCCGACAGCGAACCCGUCUUUCACAACUUUUUGAGGGCCUUCUACCCCUUUCAGCCGAGCCCUGUUAUGACAGACUCGACGGUAACGCUUCCAUUGAAUGAGGGUGAUGUUGUCCUGGUUCAUUCUAUCCAUACGAACGGCUGGGCCGAUGGCACUCUGUUGCUCACUGGCGCGAGAGGAUGGCUGCCUACCAACUACUGCGAUGCCUACAAUCCCGAAGAAAUGAGGAGCUUGCUUAAGGCGUUGCUUAACUUUUGGGACCUGAUGCGAAGCACCUCAGUCACCGACGAGACGUUUGGCAGCCAGGAGUUCAUGAAGGGUAUCAUUGCGGGCGUCCGCUAUCUACUUCGGACGGACUGUCUAACAAGAGAAUCACCCCUCGUUCAGCGACACGAUGGACUCCGAAGGAGCCGGAAAUCGCUGUUAUCAGAGUUGUCGUCUCUGGUCAAGACCGCAAAGAGACUGCAGGAUGCUCAGCGGAUUCCCGGCCAGGAGGACAUUAAUGACAUUGUGGAUGAGAUGAUUCUGAGAGCGUUCAAAAUCAUCGUUAAAGGAGUGAGAUUCCUGGAUAUCUUGGACGAGGAUCGGAAGUUGCGGGUACCCACAGUGACUAUAUUGACAACGCUGCUCGAGGAAGCCUAUGCUCCGCUAACGCCACCUGCCGAAUCGGCGGCCUUCGACUCGACUGAGGAACCGACUCCUGACGCAGGCUCCCGAUCGGGCGAAAACAACGACGCAACCGACACGGCGCCACUUGCGGCGAGUGAGGUUGCACAAGACACCACAGCCGCGAACGACCGUUUGUCUUCAAUUCACCUGCAGACCAUAGAUGUCCGCCGAUUGUCCCAGUGCAGUCAGGUGCAAACAAACCGAUUGUCCUCAACCGUUUCCCACCGAGUCAGCUUGGCGGGGUUUUCAUCCGUCUUGCGUCCACAAAACUUGGUCUCUGAGCGUCUCAACACAUGCCAUGACAUUUUCCUCUCACACCUAGGCUCCUUUAUCGGUCGGCUGCAGCUUCAGUCUCAGUCACGUCCUAGCCUCGCUCUGGCAAUUAAGCAGUCUGCUACCUCGGGCGGUGAACUACUGUUUGUGGUUGAUAUUGUCUGCGCUCAAUCCUCAAUGAGCAUGGAUGCUCUGGAGCAGUCUCGAAUCACCAUGUACGAUCGCAUCAUGGGUCUUGUCCACACAGCACGCGAUAUUCUCACAAAUCCCGGGCCGGAAGUGGAAGAGGACGUAAUCGUGCCACAGGACAACGGACGCUUGUUGGGGGCGGCGACUGGAUGCGUCAAGGCUACUGGGGAGUGCGUAGCAAAGGCAAGAUGGGUGAUCGAACGCAUUGGCGAUUUCGAGUUCGAAUUCGACGGCGGCAACCUAGGUAUCAACUUCGAUCUCUCCGCAUUGGACUGCUUUUCCGAAGAGAAGGACAGGUUUAAUGGCUCCGAGUUGGAAAGCAUAGCCGAGUCGACCGCGUCCGAAGCGCUCAGCGUUUCGACAGUAACCUCCACGGCCGCGCCCGCAAUCACAUCCGAGCCGACUCUCUCGAUUGACAAGCCGCUUCCCGAAGUUCCUCAAGUUGCCUCGCCUGUUACAGAGCAGCCAGCGCCAUAUCCCAACAGACCAACAGCACAACAAUCCUCGCACGUCACAACUGCUUUCAGUGUGGUUUCAACAGCCUCUUCAGUUCGCGGGGACUUGACGCAGCUUCCGAAGAUCUCUACGUCGCCACCAUCAACCGAUAAUUACAGUCCGACACAGCAUUCCGCUACGCAAGACUCGGAAUUCCAUUCAUUCCGGACUGAGAGCAUCACUACCUUGAGCUCCGGCUCCGGCAGGACUUAUCUCAGCCGAGACUCCGAAUCGAGUAUCGUCUCCCAGAGCUCGACUCGCGCAACGACUCCCGAUAUAACGCAAGGCCCGAGAAAUCAGCCCUCGAUAUCAAAUCUGAGCGUGGCUGAGAGUUCGGCGCAGACCGAGGAAGUAGACGAUGUCGAGUCGAAACUACUCGAGAGGACAUACGCCCAUGAAUUGAUGUUCAAUAAGGAGGGGCAAGUGACUGGUGGUUCAUUAGCCGCCCUAGUAGAACGUCUCACAACCCACGAAUCGACCCCUGACGCUAUGUUUGUAUCGACCUUUUAUCUCACCUUCCGGCUCUUCUGCACCCCUGUCAACCUUGCGGAGGCUCUCAUCGACCGCUUCGACUACGCUGGGGAAGCCCCACAUGUUGCGGUACCUGUGCGGCUCAGGACGUACAAUGUCUUCAAGGGUUGGUUGGAAUCCCAUUGGCGCGACGAGACGGACCGCGACGCACUUCCCAUGAUCAAGGAGUUUGCCGAGGUAAAGCUUACCGCUGCGCUUCCCCAAGCCGGCAAGCGGCUGUUUGAGCUAGCCGAGAAGGUAUCGCUAAGCGGCGGUACCCUGGUGCCGCGGCUCGUCUCAUCUAUGGGAAAGGCGAGCACCUCUACCGCUCACUACCUCCCCGCCGACACGCCACUUCCAUCCCCCGUCAUAACAAGAAGCCAGCUCAACAUGUUAGCAAACUGGAAAGCAGGGUCCAGCUCCCCGUCCAUCCUGGACUUUGAUCCUCUCGAACUGGCCCGGCAGCUGACGAUCAAGCAAAUGGGGCUCUUUUGCUCAAUCACGCCUGAAGAACUACUCGGCUCAAAGUGGACUAAACUCGGAGGCAUCGGUGCACCCAAUGUCAAGGCGAUGUCAUCAUUCACCACCAGCCUGUCGAACCUCGUCGCCGACAGCAUCUUGUACUAUGAGGAGGUCAAGAAACGAGCUCUGGCCAUCAAGCACUGGAUCAAAAUCGCAAACCAGUGCUCACUACUCCAUAACUACGAUGCUCUCAUGGCUAUCACCUGUGCCCUCACUGACACGAGCAUCAAACGCCUAAAAAUAACGUGGGAUAGCGUCAGCGUGAAGCGGAAAGAGAUGCUCAAGUCGCUGCAAGCCAGUGUGGAUAUCAACCAGAAUUACAAAGUUCUUCGCGCCCAGCUCCACGACCAGGUACCGCCCUGCUUACCCUUUCUCGGCAUGUUUCUUACCGACCUCACAUUCGUGGACGUGGGCAAUCCGGCUACCAAAACCAGCGACACGGGCCUGACUGUCAUCAAUUUUGACAAGCAUACUCGCACGGCCAAGAUCAUUAGUGAGCUCCAACGGUUCCAGAUCCCUUACCGUCUGACAGAAUUGCCCCACCUUCAAGAGUGGCUCAAUUCCGAGAUUGAACGUGUCAGGGAAAAGGACAAAGCAGGCUCUAAUGCGCAGGCGACUCACUACCGCAAGAGUCUGCUGCUCGAGCCCCGAGAGGCUCAACAAUUGCGCUCCGUCGUUGAUACGUCCCCCACCACCGCCCCCGCAGCUACGGGCGGCGGCAUGUUUGGGUGGAUAAGAAGCAACAACACAAGCCACAACCUGUCCCCCCAGAUCUGA